UGGUGAUGUCAACAAAACCAUCAUUCAUUAUCACCCCCUCAUAAGAAUCUUCACUAUAAAUACAUAGAGACUCCCACACCAUAAAAUGGCCGCCAUUGUUGUUUCUUUUACCUCCUCAUUGACUAGAAUCGCUUCUUCUGCUUCUUCAUCUUCCUCUUCGGUUUUUACUAAGCUUCGGUCGACCCAUUUGCUGCGACUUCCAUUUGCAACCGUCACAUCUCGUAGAGGGAAGCGCAUGGCUCACUCUCUUGCUCGGGCCACUCUCGGCCUCACUCACCCUGCUCAAAUCGACCCACCCAAGAUAUGUUUUGCUGCGAAAGAGAUUGAUUUAGUAGAAUGGAAAGGAGACAUACUUGCAGUGGGUGUGACUGAGAAAGACAUGACAAAAGAUGAGAGCUCAAAGUUCCAAAAUGCAAUAUUGAAAAAGCUAGAUUCCCAGUUGGGUGGAUUGUUGGCUGAAGCCUCUUUGGAGGAGGAUUUCACUGGAAAAGCUGGUCAGUCGACUGUUCUUAGGCUUCCGGGUCUUGGCUCGAAAAGGGUUGGCUUAAUUGGGCUUGGGCAGUGCUCGUCAUCUGCCGCCUAUUGCAGUCUUGGUGAGGCUGUUGCAGCAGCCGCAAAGGCUGCUCAAGCAAGUGAUGUUGCUAUUGCCCUUGCUUCUUCUGAGGAGCUAUCUGCUGAAUCAAAGCUUAGCACUGCUUCAGCAAUUGCUUCUGGGACUUUGCUGGGGACUUAUGAAGAUAAUAGAUUUAGGUCAGAAUCAAAGAAGCCAUCGCUUAAAUCUGUGCAUAUUCUUGGUCUUGGAAAUGGACCCGAGCUAGAGAAGAAGUUCAAGUAUGCAGAAGAUGUUUGUUCUGGGAUAAUUUUGGGCAAACAGCUCGUGAAUGCACCUCCCAAUGUGCUCACCCCUGGAGUACUAGCAGAAGAGGCUUCAAAGAUUGCUUCCAUGUAUAGCGAUGUUAUCUCUGCGACAAUUUUGGAUGUAGAACAAUGCAAAGAUUUGAAAAUGGGGUCCUACUUGGGUGUAGCUGCAGCUUCUGCAAAUCCUCCUCAUUUCAUCCAUCUAUGUUACAAGCCACCAAGUGGGCCUGUUAAAACAAAGUUGGCAUUGGUGGGAAAAGGAUUGACUUUUGACAGUGGGGGCUACAACAUCAAGACGGGACCUGGCUGUUUAAUUGAGCUUAUGAAAUUCGACAUGGGAGGCUCAGCUGCAGUUCUAGGUGCAGCAAAAGCUCUUGGUCAAAUUAAACCAGCAGGAGUAGAGGUUCAUUUCAUUGUUGCUGCUUGUGAGAAUAUGAUAAGUGGAACAGGUAUGAGGCCUGGAGACAUCGUCACUGCUUCAAAUGGAAAGACGAUUGAGGUUAACAACACUGAUGCUGAAGGAAGACUUACACUUGCGGAUGCUUUGAUAUAUGCUUGUAACCAAGGUGUAGAGAAGAUUGUUGAUCUGGCAACCCUAACUGGGGCCUGUAUAGUAGCUCUUGGACCCUCAAUUGCAGGUAUCUUUACACCUAGUGAUGACCUGGCAAAGGAGGUACUUACAGCUUCAGAGGCCGCUGGGGAAAAACUUUGGAGGAUGCCUUUGGAGGAUAGUUAUUGGGAGUCCAUGAAAUCAGGAGUUGCUGAUAUGGUUAAUACUGGUGGUCGUCCAGGUGGUGCCAUUACUGCAGCUCUCUUCUUGAAACAGUUUGUUGAUGAGAAGGUCCAAUGGAUGCAUAUUGACAUGGCUGGUCCUGUCUGGAAUGAUAAGAAGAAAACUGCAACUGGAUUUGGUAUUUCAACUCUGGUGGAAUGGGUUCUGAAGAACUCUUCCUCCUAGUUACAGUUUAAAAGUUGCUAUACAGGGACAACAUGUCGACAAACAGGAGGGGUCAGGAAAGGGAAUAAUUUUAAUGUGUGAAAUCGUGAUUUGUAUGAAUAAAAUGCUUUACGAUAGAAAAUGAGAAGUGAUGAGGUGGGGCAUUAGUUGUCAUUAAGCUGUUUGCAGUAAACUGUAGACUUUGAUGUUCUCUUUGAACUGGAGGUUUAAUCUUAUAGUUUGCGCGGUUGGUUUC
Molecule: messenger RNA, 2051 nt
Organism: Cornus florida
Lineage: Eukaryota; Viridiplantae; Streptophyta; Magnoliopsida; Cornales; Cornaceae
Product: leucine aminopeptidase 1-like
Exons: 10
Coding region: 86-1816 (576 amino acids)
Biological process (GO): proteolysis
Cellular component (GO): cytoplasm
Molecular function (GO): metalloaminopeptidase activity; manganese ion binding
Source: RefSeq, a predicted model, not a curated record